AUGAUGUCAUCAUCAUCCAUCUUCCCAACGUACCUCCUCCCCUCCAUCCCUUUCGGCAGACGCCUUUGGAAAUCAAAUGAAACCACCGUAUCCACCCCAAAAGGCUCGCUUUCAGAGUCAUCAAAUCCAUCUUCUCAAUGCAAUGAGCAUGAGCCAGAGCAUGACGGCGAUCAUGCCGCCGUCAAUAAUAAUAAUAAUAAUACACCAGGCUUCCUGCAGGGCCAUAAAUCCUACAUCCGCUGCUCCCGCUGCUCAGCAGAUCUAUGUCUGACAUCCCAGAUCAUCAGCAAGGGGUUUACGGGCCGGCACGGACGGGCCUAUCUCGUCUCUGCCAACCCAUCGGCAGACGGAAUCUCCACAGCCCCCACCCCCUCGCAGCACCGAACCUCGCUCCCCAACACAGCGACGCAGCAACCGAUGCCGAGACAGCUCGUCACGGGCGCGCAUACGGUUAGUGACAUCACCUGCCGUUUCUGCGGGAGUCUGCUGGGCUGGAAGUAUGUGACUGCGGAGGAGGAGUCGCAGAAAUACAAGGUUGGGAAAUUCAUUUUGGAGACGAAGAGGAUUAGUGUCUGUUCUUCAUGGGAGAAUAAUGAUACAACUGGUCGUGGUGAUGAUGGUAGUAAUGUUUGUUAUUAUCCGCAAAAGUCGCCGUCGGGGGAUGGGAAUAAUGAUGUGGAGUUUGAUAGCCAGGAUGAAGAGGAGUGUGAGGAUUUGUUUUCGGGAAUGUGGAACCCCUGGUUGGCGGCGCGGAGGAGGAGGGAUCGAGAUUUGGGCCGGCGUCCGUUUUAUUAG
Blastomyces dermatitidis ER-3 is the source of this 795-nucleotide messenger RNA. Its product is annotated as yippee family protein. The transcript has a single exon. The record is from RefSeq and is a predicted model, not a curated record. Lineage: Eukaryota; Fungi; Ascomycota; Eurotiomycetes; Onygenales; Ajellomycetaceae. Bases 1 to 795 code for a protein of 264 amino acids.